CUCUUCAGCUUUCUUCUUGUUCCUACAUACACAUCUUGUCUCACCUACAUCAAACCUAGGGUUUCUUAUUAUACCAACAUCUAAACAUCUAUAUAUAUUUAUCUGUCAUAACAUAAAUCACAGAUUCACAGAGAUUCAAAAUGAUGUGUAGUCGAGGACAUUGGAGACCUGCAGAGGAUGAGAAGCUUCGAGAACUCGUUGAACAGUUUGGUCCUCAUAAUUGGAACGCCAUAGCUCAGAAGCUCUCUGGUCGAUCUGGUAAAAGUUGUAGACUAAGAUGGUUUAAUCAGUUGGAUCCUAGAAUUAACCGAAACCCGUUCACGGAGGAUGAAGAAGAAAGGCUUUUAGCUUCUCAUCGGAUCCACGGGAACAGAUGGUCCGUGAUCGCAAGAUUUUUUCCCGGUCGAACCGAUAACGCCGUUAAAAACCAUUGGCACGUCAUCAUGGCUCGUCGUGGCCGAGAACUGUCCAAGCUACGUCCACGUGAUCUUGGCCAUGAUGGCACGAAGGCUGCGACGAUUGGUUAUGACGGCUGCGAUAAGAAGAGAAGAUUGGCAACCGCAACCACUAUCAGUUAUCCUCACCAGUUCUCACAUAUUAGUCAUUUUCAGCUCCUCAAAGAGUUCUUGACCGGAAAGAUCGGGUUAUGCAAUAAUACUACUCCAAUCAACGAAGGAGCGAUAAACCAAAGCAAAAGACCGAUGGAGUUCUACGAUUUUCUCCAAGUCAAGACGGAUUCAAAGAAACCCGAAGUGAAAGACAAUUCAAGAAAAUACGAAGAAGAAGAUGAUGUUUCUGAACACAACCACAAUCACAACGAGAAUCGUGUUCCCUUUAUCGACUUUUUGUCUGUUGGAAACUCUGCCUCUCAGGGUUUAUGUUAAUCCGUACAACAUGUACUAUAAGGUAGAUCAUCUGUUAAUGACAUGUAAAGCUUACUAAUCAGUUAGAGCUCUUGUUUGAGCCAAAUGUUAACUAAGACAGCCCAACUUUUCUUGUACAUCAAAUCUAA
This is a messenger RNA of Brassica oleracea var. oleracea, 1012 nucleotides long. Its product is annotated as transcription factor MYB44-like. Gene Ontology annotation, molecular function: RNA polymerase II cis-regulatory region sequence-specific DNA binding; DNA-binding transcription factor activity, RNA polymerase II-specific. Gene Ontology annotation, biological process: regulation of DNA-templated transcription. The coding region runs from base 141 to 884 and encodes 247 amino acids. Gene Ontology annotation, cellular component: nucleus. The record is from RefSeq and is a predicted model, not a curated record. The transcript is spliced from 3 exons. NCBI's taxonomy places the organism in Eukaryota, Viridiplantae, Streptophyta, Magnoliopsida, Brassicales, Brassicaceae.